This is a messenger RNA of Actinia tenebrosa (Australian red waratah sea anemone), 4106 nucleotides long. RefSeq names its product E3 ubiquitin-protein ligase MIB1. The record is from RefSeq and is a predicted model, not a curated record. Gene Ontology annotation, molecular function: zinc ion binding; protein binding; ubiquitin-protein transferase activity. Gene Ontology annotation, cellular component: cytoplasm. Gene Ontology annotation, biological process: endocytosis; Notch signaling pathway; protein ubiquitination. Lineage: Eukaryota; Metazoa; Cnidaria; Anthozoa; Actiniaria; Actiniidae.
UGCAAGGAAGAAGGAAGAGACUGUCAAACAUGGCGACAUGAAAGUUGAGACAAAUUUUAGAAAAAUCUCCAUUUUCUCUGUUUUUCUGUCUUCAUGAUGGACCUUGUAGGCUACCGUGUUGUACGAGGGCCUGACUGGAAGUGGGGAAAGCAAGAUGGAGGCGAAGGUCAUGUGGGUACGGUGAGAAACUUUGAGAGCAACCAAGAAGUUGUGGUUGUUUGGGAUAAUGGUACUGCCGCCAACUAUCGAUGCUCUGGUGUUUAUGACUUAAGGAUCUUAGACAGCAGUCCAACCGGCAUUAAACAUGAUGGGACUAUGUGCGAUGGAUGUCGUAUGCAGCCUAUUUUUGGGUUAAGGUGGAAGUGCGCUGAAUGUAACAAUUAUGACCUCUGCUCUCUAUGUUACCAUGGUGACAAGCAUCAGCUUAGACAUCGAUUUUACAGAAUCAGUCAACCAGGUGCAGAAAGAAUUCUUGUUGAAGCUAGAAGGAAGAGCAAAAAGAUCACAGCACGUGGGAUAUACCCUGGUGCACGAGUUGUUAGAGGAGUAGACUGGCAAUGGGAAGACCAGGAUGGUGGUCCUGGUCGACGUGGUAAAGUUACAGAACUCCAGGAUUGGAGUGCCAACAGUCCUCGUAGUGCGGCAUACAUCAUCUGGGAUAAUGGAGCAAAGAAUCUUUAUAGGGUUGGCUUUGAAGGGAUGUCUGAUCUGAAGGUCAUUAGUGAUGGCAAAGGARGUUCAUUGUACAGGGAUCAUCUACCAUUACUUGGUGAUAACCGACCAGGAAGCCAGACUGCCGCUCAAGGCUUACAAAUUGGUGACCAAGUAACUGUUGAUCUUGACCUUGAGAUUGUCCAGUCUCUACAGCAUGGUCAUGGUGGAUGGACAGAUGGCAUGUAUGAGACAUUGACAACCGCAGGUACAGUUGUUGGUAUUGAUGAAGAUCAUGACAUUGUGGUCCUUUAUCCCAGUGGUAACAGAUGGACAUUCAACCCAGGUGUGUUGACCAAAUCAAGUAGUUCAACCUCUACUGACAGCAGUGCUUCUUCUGUUGAGCCAUUAUUACAGCCAUCAGUGUCAAACACGUCAACAGGAUCCUCUACCAGUCCAUCGCCUUUCGCUGUGGGUGAUCUGGUUCAAGUCACUAAUGACAUGGAACGAGUCAAGGUGUGGCAAAGAGGACAUGGUGAAUGGGCAGAGGCAAUGAUCCCUACUCUGGGUAAAAUAGGACGAGUACAGCAGAUCUACAAUGACAAUGACCUAAAGGUUGAGAUCUGUGGAACCUCAUGGACCUACAAUCCCUUGUGUGCAACCAAGGUAGCAUCUACUGGUGACUCUACAUCCCUAGGGGAAGCUACAGGAGAGCGUCUGUCCGUUCUCCUCAAGAAGCUAUUUGAGACGCAUGUGUCAGGUGAUGCGGUAGAAGAACUGGUGAAGGCUGCUGCUAAUGGAGACACGUCGAGCAUUGAGGAACUGAUGAGCAAGACUGAUGUAGAUGCGAAUGGUGUCUUUGCUGGUCAUACAGCUCUCCAAGCUGCUAGUCAAAAUGGACACGAAGACGUUGUUCGAGUUUUAUUGCGUUACAAAGCUGAUUUAGAAAAGGAGGACAAAGAUGGCGAUAGAGCCAUCCAUCAUGCAGCAUUUGGUGACGAGUCUGGUGUUGUCGAGCAGUUAGUUCUUGCAGGAGCAGACAUUAAUGCCAGGAACAAGCGUCGCCAGUCUCCUUUACAUGUGGCCGUUAAUAAAGGCCAUAUAUCUGUCGUAAAGUCACUAUUAAAGCUCCAUGCUCAUCCUAGUUUACAGGACUCUGAGGGUGACACGCCGUUACACGACGCCAUCUCCAAGAAGAGAGAUGAUAUGGUUACUAUGCUACUAGAAUCGAGUGCAGACGUUUCCAUUGCUAAUAAUAAUGGUUUUAAUUCUCUUCACCAUGCUGCGCUACGGGGAAAUCCAAGCGCGAURCGAAUACUGUUGGACAAGCUUCCUCGUCCUUGGAUUGUCAACGAAAAGAAAGACGAUGGUUAUACAGCUUUACACCUGUCGUCACUCAACAACCACGUGGAAGUUGCUGAACUACUUGUCAAACAGGGUAAGGCUAACAAGGACGUACAGAAUGGCAAUCUACAAACACCUCUGCAUUUAGCUGUGGAAAGACAACAUACUCAAGUAGUUAGACUGCUUGUACGCGAGGGGUGUAAACUUGAUAUCCAAGACAAAGAUGGAGAUACUCCUCUUCACGAAGCAUUGAGGCACCAUACAUUAUCGCAGCUACGACAGCUACAGGACAUGCAAGAUGUCGGCAAGUUAUUAAUGGGGUUAGGUACCCAGGGAACAGACAAGAAGAGUAGCGCAUCAAUAGCACUGUUUCUCGCUGCUAAUGGCGCCGACUUGACUAUGAAAAACAGCAAAGGACAGACACCUCUGGACUUGUGCCCAGACCCCAAUCUUUGUAAAGCACUUGCUAAAUGCCGCAAGGAUAAGGGGAUCGCCAAGAACCAAUUAAACAUAUCUCAAACAGAAAUCAACGAAGAAGCGUUACAAGAAUGCGUGGUUUGUUCGGACAACAAGAGAGACACGCUGUUUGGACCGUGUUUCCACGUGACUACUUGCUCACUGUGCUCUCCUCGGGUAAAGAAAUGUCUGAUGUGUAAAGAACCGGUGCAAUCAAGGACCAAGAUCGAAGAGUGUAUGGUUUGUUCAGAGAGGAAGGCCAAUCUUUUAUUCAAACCUUGUGGACAUAUAUCUGCAUGUGAAGUCUGCGGUUCUCUGAUGAAAAAGUGUAUUCAGUGCCGUGAAGACAUCGAGGAGAUGGUACCGUUUAUCGUCUGCUGUGGAGGAAAAGCUCCUUCACCGUUGUCCGAAAAAGCGUCCAACAAACAAGAGAUCAGCACGCAAGAUCUGACACAGUUACAGCAGCAGCUGCAAGAUAUGAAAGAACAGACCAUGUGUCCAGUAUGCAUGGACAGACGAAAGAACCUGAUAUUCCUGUGUGGACACGGCACGUGCCAGCUGUGUGGAGACAGGAUGCAAGAAUGUCCAAUGUGUAGAAAACCGGUGGAAAGACGGAUUCUACUCUUUUAACCGGCCAAGAAAUGUCCAACAUUUAUAGAGAAUUAUUAUUCAGAGAUCCCAGUCAAAUGACAAACACAUGGUGACGGAAGUCCAUAAAUAGUCUAGUUAUGAACUUCUGAUGGCGGCCAUGUUGGAGGCUAAUGAGAAAUAUUUUGUUUGAAUACCACCAACAUUAUUAUUAUUCAGAGAUAGUUCGAGUCACAUGAUAAACAAAUGGUGGCAGAAGUCCAUAACUAGUCUAGUUAUGAACUUCUGAUGGCGGCCAUGUUGGAGGCUAAUGAGAAGAAUAUUUUGUUAAAAUACCACCAAUAUGAUAGUCUUAUUAAACUAGGCUACCGUAUAGACCCCUUGCAGGGGUAUGCAGCUCAAUUUGGAUGACAUAAUGAUGGUUUCCAAUUCUCAUGAGAUUGAAAUUCUUUUGUUUUGUCCUCCAAAUUAAGCUGCUUUGACGUCACAUGCAAGGGGUCUAUUGAUAUUUUUUACUACAUCUUUGCUUGAUGGAGAAUGACCGGUUUAUCACAGGUAACCCGGUAAUAAUCUUAUAACAGCUGCCAUUAAUAUUGAAAAUCCUUAUUCCGCAUUAGCGUGACCGUAACGUGACCACAGCGUGACCAAUGUCAGUUCUACUGUGUGUUUACCGUGAUGGUAUUGUUGUUUUGUGUUGUUAACAUGAUUCUCUUGUGUCAUUACUGUCGUUAACUCAUAGCUAGCUUGACCAUCAUGGGCUCGUACCUUGACUGUAGGCAAUAGCGUGACAUCAACGUAACCAAUGCCACUAGUCGCUACCGUGUACGUUCUUACUGUGACAAUAAUGUGUUUUUGUUAGUGAUUUGAUUGAGGCAUAUCGUUACGAAACCGUGGGAUCGCGUGACAGUUGUUCGUUACAGUACCGUAUCGUACCAUGUGCGGUAUCAGCUGAUAAGCCACCUUAUCUGUAGCAUAAGCUAUGUGGGAUAUGUUUAUUUGACAAACAAAAAUAUAUGUAAAUAAGCACUUUAAACACAUUCAAAUACAAAACACAGCAUUUGAUUAUA